Molecule: messenger RNA, 4470 nt
Organism: Sebastes umbrosus (honeycomb rockfish)
Lineage: Eukaryota; Metazoa; Chordata; Actinopteri; Perciformes; Sebastidae
Product: coronin-1C-A-like
Exons: 11
Coding region: 148-3474 (1108 amino acids)
Biological process (GO): cell migration; actin filament organization
Molecular function (GO): actin filament binding
Source: RefSeq, a predicted model, not a curated record
UGGGUGGGUGGAGACAGGGAGAGCCGGAGUGUCACUCGAACUGCAGAGGAGUCAGAAACUGUCCCGAGCCCUAAGGAGACGAGACAAACUUCAAACAAAAGGCGAGGCUCUGAGAGUAAGGCUGUGGUCUAUACUGGGACUACAGCUAUGGAGGAGCAGGGAAAUGGGAAGAAAUCAGAACUUGGUCGUAGCAAGUUAGGUCCUGACACUCAAAUCAGGACCAAAUACGAUCCCACCAAUGAGGAGGACUUUGUGGUGCUUGAGAAGGAUGAGACUUCGAUGCCAUCAGAUAGGGACAGCACUUUUGGCAAAAGGAUAAAAACCAAGAAUCUUCAAUCAUCUAUUAAAAGAAGAGUUGAGGAGGACUCUUCUGCUAGUGGCGAUAACCUAACACAACCUUCCAGGAAUGCCCCGCAAGAAAAGGGCAAUGAGAAGAAAAGCAGGAGAAGAUCUGACACACUUCCAGUCACGACUGACAGCGUGGAAGCACAAGCUGGGAGUUCGCCCGAAGUCUGUUUUGAGAGGGAAAUGGGUCCAUAUUUGGCUGAAGUGACAGACAGCAGGUGUCGGCUAAAAGGAGCCGGGCGUGUUGGAGCUGCCGACGCCGAGACAACUGGGAGACGAAGAGCAGAGAGGGAGCAAAACGUGAAUGACCACUGCGAGGGGAAAGCUUCUACUAAUAUUAAUAGGGAGCACCUGUCAACACAAAACAACAGCGACUCGGUGAAAAGAAUAAGAAAGAGCACCGAGGAUUUAGAAGGCGUGCUUGAACAGGGUAGGGACAGAGAGUCAAAAUGGGAACCAUGCUUAGAAAAGGUGGAUCCUUCUUUAAGAGAAUCAGAAAAUCAAUAUAAAGAAAGCCACGAUUCAGGAUUUAUUGCACAAAAAACACAAGUGGGAGCAGAUCCGUCCCAUCAGAGCAGGUUUGCUGGCGCUGUCUCUAAAAGGGCUAAAGCAGGUACCAAGAAAGAGGACUCUCACCCCCCAAAGGUUGAGCCCCCUAGCUCUGAAGACAAUCCAUUUUCAUUGGAACAGGGCGAUUUAAUCCCUUGUCGUCUGCCAGAGAAUGAAUGCUGUGAUGGAAAAAUACAGGUCGCGAGCUUAAAGAGGGAGAGCAAGCUUGUUUGCUUCACUGCUGUCAUCACCCCUCCGCCUUUAACUCAUCUGUUGCCUCAGAGAGACACAUCGAUGCCGACGCAACUCUGUGAUUCUAAAGAUGAAUCUGUGCCAAAAGAAAAACCCAAAGUUAAAGGUCCACCUCCGCCUGUCCCUAAAAAACCUAAAAACCCAUUUAUAAAGCUCAAAACUGCAAAAUUAAAGUCUACCGAUGUGCAAAGAAGAGGCAAAGAUCAUCUGCGCUCUGAGGAGAAGGUCAAGAGGAGACACACUAUUGAUUUUAGCAAGGAUCUUCCGUGCAACACUCCAGCUAAUCAGGACAUGUGCUUGCUGUGGGACGAAAGGGGCACUUACACGGCGCCGACCGACGUACGCCGGCUGUCGGUCAACCUCAGCCCUUGGGAACAUGAUUCGCUCGGACGCAUGGAUGAUCGGUACGGAGACAUGGUCGACUUUGACUACUGUGAACGUAUGGCACAGCUGUCUCCAGAGGAAGAGCCGCAAGACCUGGACAUGUUGGAGAGAAGAGUGUUCUUGGAGAGGCGAUCCAGAUUUAAAAGCUCGCCUCCUACUGCUGCGAAAAAGCCCCCAAAUCGUUUUGCGUCCGCAGAGACUCUUCACAUACCUGAGGUCACAUUAUCACACAAUGAAAUCAAACCACCAAAACCUGCUUGUUCAGGGAAAAGAGAAGUCUACCCUGAGCUCCUUCCUGAAAGAGUCAGCACCCAAGUCAGCAACGACAGCCGUGGUAACUAUGGUAAGCGUAGAGACAACCACAGUAGCGAUAGGGAUGCAGGAUAUGGCACUGAGGCGGAAUCGUACAAGCCUGUGGCAGAAAUGAUCAAAGAAAGAAAUCAAAUGCAGAGACAUCAGACCCGGGUCAAACCUGAAGGGGCCAAAGCUCCGGUUCGGGUGGCAGAGGAGGGUCCAAGUGUGAAAGUAUCCCAAAUAAAGAAUGCCUUUGACGUCCCAAAGAAAUCCAAAGAGAGACCACCGGAGGUUCCACCACCUCCAAAGAAAGAUAUGUUGCGGCGAGUUGUGCGACAGAGCAAGUUCCGCCAUGUCUUCGGUCAGGCCGUGAGGAACGACCAGUGCUACGAUGACAUCCGUGUGUCCAGGGUCACAUGGGAUAGCUCCUUCUGUGCCGUCAACCCUAAGUUUGUUGCCAUCAUCAUAGACGCCAGUGGGGGAGGAGCCUUUCUUGUACUUCCUCUACAAAAGUCUGGCCGUAUAGACAAGGUCUACCCUACAGUAUGUGGUCACACGGGCCCAGUGCUGGACAUCGACUGGUGUCCUCAUAAUGACCUCGUCAUCGCUAGCGGCUCGGAGGACUGCACGGUCAUGGUUUGGCAGAUCCCUGAGAACGGGCUGGAGACUCCCCUUUCAGAGCCUGCUGUCGUGUUAGAGGGCCACUCUAAGAGGGUCGGCAUCGUGUCUUGGCAUCCAACCGCUCGCAACGUUCUCCUCAGUGCAGGGUGCGACAACCAGAUCGUCAUUUGGAACGUGGGCACGGGAGAGGCCAUGAUCAACCUGGAGGACAUGCACCCUGAUGUUAUCUUUAGUGUCAGCUGGAGCCGCAACGGCAGCCUGCUCUGCACCGCCUGCAAGGACAAGAAGGUCCGCGUCAUCGACCCCCGUAAAAAAAAGAUUGUUGCGGAGAAGGACAAAGCUCACGAGGGAGCUCGACCUAUGAGGGCGAUCUUUUUAGCAGACGGAAACAUUUUCACCACUGGAUUCAGCCGCAUGAGCGAACGCCAGCUGGCCCUGUGGAAAACUGAUAACAUGGAUGAGCCAAUAUGUGUCCAAGAGAUGGACUCCAGUAACGGCAUUCUGCUGCCCUUCUACGACCCCGACACCAGCAUAGUCUACCUGUGUGGGAAGGGUGACAGCAGCAUUCGGUACUUUGAGAUCACUGAUGAGGCGCCGUUUGUUCACUACCUCAACACCUUUUCCACUAAGGAGCCCCAGAGAGGCAUGGGAUACAUGCCCAAAAGAGGCCUGGAUGUCAACAAAUGUGAAAUCGCAAGGUUUUACAAAUUGCACGAGAGAAAAUGUGAACCAAUCAUCAUGACAGUCCCGCGUAAGUCGGAUCUGUUCCAGGACGACCUGUAUCCCGACACGGCCGGCCCCGAUCCCGCCCUGGAGGCGGAGGAGUGGUUCGCUGGGAAGAACGGAGGUCCCAUCCUGAUCGCGCUCAAAGACGGCUACGUCUCCACAAAGACCCGGGAUCUGAAAGUGGUCAAGAAGAACGUCCUGGAGACCAAGCCGGCCACAAAAGCAGAAACCAUCCCGACUGUCCAGAAGCACGCUUCUCCAAAGCCCACAAAAGUGAAAAACGGACCAGAAGAUAGAAGAUAAACUGGAAGAGGUACUCCGAGAGUUCAAGUCACUCAGGGACCGCGUCAUCCUCCAAGACCGUCGAAUCGCCAGACUGGAAGACCAGGUUUCCAAGGUUGCCAUGUAAGGCGCAGCCUCCCUCCCCCCCCCUCCCGGGACUGCUCGUCUUUUUUUUUGUGUGUGGAGAGGAAUGGAACGGACGGGGUCAGCCACGGCUAAAUUCUCCAGAUUCGACUUCAUUGAGCUUGGCAUCGUCCCCGUGAUGAGACCAAGCCCUACAUUCCAAGACAAACUUUAUUUUUUUCCUCAUCAAGUCUCCAGUUUCACACCAGUCUCGCCCCGACACACACACACACACACACACACACACCAGGAAAAAACUCUCGCAGCUCAUGUACACGUUUGAAGAAAAGACAUUUUUGUUGAAGGAAAAGUCUUAAUUUUUGUUUUUUUGUUUUUCAAAUUGUGGUAAAACAUUCUCAUGUGAAGUUUGUACUUACUACUCAAAAACUGUAUGUAGCAUCAGUAUUUCCAUUGUUAUUUUUUUGUGUUGCCAAAUAUGAGUCGUGUGCGGUUUCAUGCACUGCUUUUACAUUUAUUUUCUCUCCUGUUGUACAUUCCGGUCACGACCUGGUAGAUUGAUUUAGUCAAGCUGGAUAUUUUUUAAACAAUAGCUGUUGAACUCUUUUUCCUCUCGUCAGUUUGCUCAUUGAUAACCAUCAGAUUUAUGAAUGUGGAAGAAUUCCUUUUAAAGCGUUUUGUUCCUGUUCUUCUGGGCUUGAAAUUUAACAUUGGGUUUUAUUGGGGAGGGGUGGGGGGGGGGGAUGCAUCUCUCUGGUGUAAAUGUUGUGCAAAAUGUAGUGGUGCCUCUUGUCACUGUUAAGGGUCAAACUGAAGUCGCCCUCUCCAGUGCAUAUUCGGUGUUGGGAAGGGACCACUCACCCAGCUUGUGUUUCACUGAACCCCUGACAAACAGUUCUGUGCACAUAAUAAAGAUUUUACACAUGAAAACCUUGA